AUGACUGCACAAAUUUUACCGAAUGGCAGUGCCAUUGUUCUUCGCACCGCUUAUUCGACACUCAAAGGCCAACUCGUUCGCUCGAUCAUGUACCCGAAGCCAAUCGAUUUUCGGCUCACGAAGGAUUUGUUCAAAUUCGUUCUAUUCCUCGCGUGCAUCUCGGGAUGCGGUUUCAUCUACACAAUCAUUGUGAUGAUUUCGCGCGGUAGCACUAUUCAUAAGGUUAUCGUUCGAGCGCUUGACAUCAUCACGAUUACGGUGCCGCCUGCUCUGCCGGCCGCCAUGUCCGUCGGUACUAUCAAUGCUCAGUUGCGGCUCAAGAAGCAACAGAUUUAUUGUAUCUCGCCGUCGUGUAUCAACACUUGUGGAGCGAUUAAUGUUGUUUGUUUUGAUAAAACGGGUACUCUAACUGAAGACGGGCUCGAUUUCCACGUAAUGCGACCGGUGAUGCGCGACGAGAACACCAAAGAGAUUGGAUUCCUCAACGAGGUUACCGAGAUGGACCGCGAGAAUUUGCCAAUGCGCGGCGAGAUUGUCAACGCGAUUGCCACAUGUCAUUCAUUGACGCGAAUCAACGGAAUUCUUCACGGCGAUCCGUUGGAUUUGAUUCUGUUCCAGAAGACUGAGUGGAGCAUCGAAGAGGGCGAUAUUGAAGAAGAGACGCAACUUUUCGACAGUGUUCAACCAUCGAUUGUCAAGCCGCCGAAGGUGGAAGGCAAAAAGGAUGAGGAAUAUUCGGUGAUCAGGCAGUUCACAUUCAGCUCGUCUCUUCAACGAAUGUCGGUAAUCGUUUAUGAUCCAGCGGUGGAAAGGCCGGAUAACAUGGUUCUCUACUCAAAAGGAUCCCCAGAAAUGAUUCUAUCGUUAUGCGAUCCGAAAACUGUUCCGGAUAAUUAUUUGGAUGUUGUCAACGCCUAUGCCCAACAUGGUUUUCGCCUUCUCGCUGUUGCGCGAAAAUCGUUGAACAUGAACUUCAAUCGAGCCGCCAAAGUGCCAAGAACGACGGUGGAAUGCGACUUGCAGCUUCUCGGAUUGAUUGUGAUGGAGAAUCGCGUGAAACCGGUCACACUUGGUGUUAUCAAUCAGCUGAACCGGGCCAACAUUCGAACCGUAAUGGUGACCGGUGACAAUUUGCUCACCGGGUUGUCGGUGGCUCGCGAAUGCGGAAUCAUUCGGCCGCAGAAGCGUGCGUUCCUCAUUGAGCAUACUCCCGGUGCCACUGAUGAAUUCGGCCGAACGAAACUCACACUGAAGCCAUCUGUCUCGUCAUCGGAUGAGGUGAUUGAAGACGACACCUCGUCAUUUUCGUCGGACAAUCCGCCAUGGAAACAAUCGACCGUCGGUAUCAAUUCGGUGGCAAAUGAGCAGCCGACGUUCGGGGAGCACGAGCUAGGAAGUUUUGUUAGCAGCUCGUAUCAUUUGGCCAUUUCGGGACCAACAUUUGCCGUAAUUGUUCACGAGUAUCCGGAGCUCGUCUCGAAACUUGUUUGCGUUUGCGAUGUGUUCGCGAGAAUGGCGCCUGAUCAGAAGCAGUUGCUCAUCGAGGAACUUCAAAAUGUCAACUACACGGUGGCGAUGUGCGGCGAUGGUGCCAACGAUUGCGCAGCGCUGAAGGCCGCCCACGCCGGAAUCUCGCUGUCCGACGCGGAGGCCUCGAUUGCAGCUCCAUUCACUUCCAAGGUUCCCGACAUUCGAUGUGUGCCAACCAUCAUCAGCGAAGGCCGGUGCGCGCUGGUCACAUCGUUCGGCAUCUUCAAAUACAUGGCCGGCUACUCGCUGGCUCAAUUCGUCACCGUCAUGCAUCUCUAUUGGAUCGGCAGUAUUCUCACCGAUGGUCAAUUCCUCUACAUUGACAUGUUCCUUAUAACGAGCUAUGCGAUUCUAUUCGGAAACACGCCUGCGUUUCCGCAUUUGGCUCAUUCGCCUCCACCCACUCGCCUUUUAUCGAUUGCAAGCGUCGCUUCAGUCAUCGGGCAGCUCUUCAUUGUCGCCGUCUCGCAAUUCAUUGUCUUCUAUGCGACGUCGCAGCAGGAAUGGUUCGUACCGUAUAAGCCGCCUGGACCAGAUGAGGAAGAAGAUAAACGAAGCAUGCACGGAACCGCGAUUUUCUGCGUCUCCAUCUUCCAGUACAUCUCAUUGGCUUUGGUGUAUUCGAAGGGACCACCAUACCGAGGAUCGAUUCGCUCCAACAUGCCGCUGUGCAUUUUGACAAUUGUUACAAUCACCUUCUCGAUUUUCAUUGUCUGCGGAGGAAAUGAGUUUCUGCGCUACUGGCUAGGAUGCGUCGAAUUGCCGUCGCGCAACUUCCAACUAUUCAUUUUGUUCGUCGUCGUCGGCAACACAAUCGCUUCGUUCGUGUUUGAGAAGUUCUUUGUUGAGAUAUUCCUUCUUGGAUAUUGGGAACGAUAUAAGAAAAAGAGGAGCAUUGAAACUAUUGUGGACUAUAACCCAUAUGGCGAGCGGCGUGUAUCGAAGGCUGAAAUUGGGACGGCGAGAACUGAGGCAGCUUUACUCGCCGGUGAGAUUAAUAUGAAUAAAAAGAGUUCGGUGCAGCAAGAGCAAUGUGAGAACAGUGCUCUUUUUGAACGAAUCAUUUCCCGAAUUGGUAGCGAACCGUCAUGGAUUACCAACAUUCGUCAACCGCUGAUUGAACGCGAGGAAGCGAAGGAAACUGAUUUUCUUUCCACCACAUUUUAA
Messenger RNA from Caenorhabditis bovis, 2697 nucleotides. The record is from the annotation of a GenBank genome assembly. NCBI's taxonomy places the organism in Eukaryota, Metazoa, Nematoda, Chromadorea, Rhabditida, Rhabditidae.